AUGAAUCCAUCAUGUGAUCAACUUAAAGACCAGAACGAAGAGGAAGAAGAAGCCGUUCGAUUGGUGCCAAGAAAAACAAAGAAUCAAAAACAAUCGGUUGUUGGUCCUUACCAGAACAAAAUUCAAAAACCUUCACAUGCCAUGCUAAAUCGACAUCGGAAUUCCAAAUACAUGCUCAAUUCGAGUCCUGAUUUUUUACAAUUAGCAAAACAGUAUCCAUUCUUUGCGCAAUAUGUGAAUGAACAAGGAUCGAUCGAUUGGAAAAAUGCAGAAUCUGUCAUGAAUCUAACCAAAGUUCUAUUAAAGCAUGAUUUCAAUAUUGAGUGGAGCUUACCAUUAGAUCAUUUGUGUCCUCCUGUGACCAAUCGAGCAAAUUACAUUCAUUGGUUGAACGAUUUAUUAGAGCUUGAAAAAUCCAAUGACACUGCCAAUGCAACCAAUGGACCCAUUGUUGGAAUUGAUGUUGGAACUGGAGCAAGUUGUAUUUAUCCUCUUCUUGGUCACAAAAUGUAUCAAUGGAAAUUUAUUGCUACCGACAUUUCAGAAGAAAGUUUGAUGAUUGCAAAAGAAAAUAUUAUGAAAAACAGUGAGUCUUUCCAAGAAUCGAUCUAUUUGGUACAUGUCGAUGAAUCGAGUCAAGAUAUUUUGAAAAACAUUCUCUCGAAUAUUGAAUCCAUGCCUCAACAAAAACCCUCCUCUUGGUUACAACCUUUGACACGAGUUGAUUUCACCAUGUGUAAUCCACCUUUUUUUGAUCAAAAUGAACCUGUGAAUAGAAAUCCCAAGAAUGAUUGUCGAGGAAAUUCCAAUGAGAUGGUCACUGUGGGAGGUGAAGAAACUUUUGUGAAACGAAUGAUUGAGGACAGUGUGUUCUUAAUGACUCACAAAAGAUCCAUGUCCAUCUUUGAACAUUGUUGGUUCAGUUCCAUGUUGGGAAAGAAGAAGACUUUACAACCACUGAGAGAAUACAUUGCACAAUUGAAUGCAGGUGAAAUGAAACUCUUAACUUCCCACAAUGAUGAUGAGGACAACCACAAUCAACAUCAGCUCCAGAUUAUUUUUCACACCACAGAAUUUGUUCAAGGAAAAACGUCACGAUGGGGAAUUUGUUGGAAAUUUCAAGAACAUUCUUCAAGAAUAUCCUCCUCAGCGGCCAUUCUUCAAGCAUCGAGCUCAGCAUCCUCCAUGGUGAGUUCGAUUACUGUUCAAAGAGACAUGUAUCAAACUGUGACCAAAGGUUUUGCAACCGCAGGUGCCGUAUUGACCUCUAUCUACGAAACAUUGUUAAAACAGAAAGAAUUUAUUACGGUCAAGAGUAAAGAUCAACUCAUGGCAACUAUUAAGGGAUAUUUAGAUCAAGACACGAGAGAAGCGUUUGAGAUUAGUAUCAUUCAGACUCAACCGAAACGAUUUUCUGUGAAAACUAGUUACAAAGGACCUUCCGUGAGCUCUGGUGAAUCGUUUAUUUCUCCGUCCUUUCAAAGAAUGUAUGACCUAUUGAGCAAACAAGUGUUUUGUCAUUGCGUGUGA
Naegleria fowleri is the source of this 1530-nucleotide messenger RNA. RefSeq lists its product as uncharacterized. Gene Ontology annotation, biological process: rRNA base methylation. Gene Ontology annotation, molecular function: 23S rRNA (adenine(1618)-N(6))-methyltransferase activity. The record is from RefSeq and is a predicted model, not a curated record. The transcript is spliced from 2 exons. Gene Ontology annotation, cellular component: nucleus. Bases 1 to 1530 code for a protein of 509 amino acids. Lineage: Eukaryota; Heterolobosea; Eutetramitea; Acrasida; Naegleriidae.